This is a messenger RNA of Harpegnathos saltator (Jerdon's jumping ant), 710 nucleotides long. RefSeq lists its product as uncharacterized. The transcript is spliced from 2 exons. The coding region runs from base 108 to 482 and encodes 124 amino acids. NCBI's taxonomy places the organism in Eukaryota, Metazoa, Arthropoda, Insecta, Hymenoptera, Formicidae. The record is from RefSeq and is a predicted model, not a curated record.
UUAAAUUUCUUAUCGUCGUUGUCACAUCCUAGAACGCAAAUGAUUAUUUUAGGUAUGCAAUUAUUUAACCGAAUAGAGAAAUUAGCUUUUUAAUGUUUCUUCAAUAAAUGUAUCACUUGCAGCUUACAACGUUCAUAACAAGAGAAUGCACUACGGAACUUGUGAUCAAUGUCUUUUCCUUCGCUUUUAUUUGCAUUAUUUUCCUUGUUAAAUACAAUGCGUUUCUCUUCAAAAUCCAAAAUAUGAGAUUUUUGUUGGAGCAACUUCAGCAAAUUUGUAACGAGCUAAAGAGCGAGAAAGAAAUCGCUAUUAUAAAAAAUUAUGCAUGUGGUGUGGAACGUUAUACUGUUAUACUUCUAGGUAAGAAGUUCGUUACUGCAUUCUAUUGCCGAAUGAAAAAUCCGCUUAAAAUUUAUAUAAUUGAAUACUUUGCUUCUUCGCCUCUGUCUGAUCAGCUGUAUUAUGUUUUUAUCAAAAUAUAAAAGUACAUAUAUCUGACGAGAAGUUAACAUAAAUUGAAGAAUGUGAUAAAUAUAGCCGCAAAAUUUCUGUAAUUCUUAUUAAAAGAAUAAGUAAAACUUGCAUGACAAGGGAAAUCUGGUGGCUGCAUAAUUAAUUUUCUGUAAAGAUGUACAACUAGACAAUAUCUAAAGAAUGACGUAAAAUAUUUUUAAGUUUUAACAUUUAAUGUUUUAGAUGUUUUAGAAUAU